AAAGCCAGAGAGGAGGAGGAGGGGGAGAGGCAGAGGGAAACCCAGCCCACCCUUUGCCUCCCUCCUGCCUCCUUCUAAAACUUGCAGAUUCCUCCAGCCUGUCCGAGCGCCUGAAGUUCCCUCAGCCGUGCUGCCGGGACUGCGAGGUCUGCUGAAAGAUGAGGGCCUGGAUUUUUUUCCUUCUCUGCCUGGCAGGCAAAGCCCUGGCAGCGCCGCAGGAGGCUCUGCCCGAUGAGACAGAGGUCAUCGAGGAUCCCACCACAGAGGAGCCCGUGGGGGCUAACCCUGUCCAGGUGGAGGUGGGAGAGUUCGAGGAACCCACCGAGGAUGUAGAGGAGAUUGUUGCAGAGAACCCCUGCCAGAACCACCACUGCAAGCACGGCAAGGUGUGUGAGGUGGAUGACAACAACUCUCCCAUGUGUGUGUGCCAGGACCCCUCCAGCUGCCCCGCCAGCGCCGGCGUCUUCGAGAAGGUCUGUGGCACUGACAACAAGACCUACGACUCCUCCUGCCACUUCUUUGCCACCAAGUGCACCUUGGAGGGAACCAAGAAGGGACACAAGCUGCACCUGGACUACAUUGGGCCUUGCAAAUUCAUCCCUGCCUGCCUGGACACGGAGCUGACCGAGUUCCCCCUACGCAUGCGGGACUGGCUCAAGAACGUGCUGAUCACGCUGUACGAGCGCGACGAGGACAACAACCUGCUGACCGAGAAGCAGAAGCUCAAGGUGAAGAAGAUCCACGAGAACGAGAAGCGCCUGGAGGCCGGUGACCACACCGUGGAGCUCCUGGCCAGGGACUUUGAGAAGAACUACAACAUGUACAUCUUCCCUGUGCACUGGCAGUUUGGGCAGCUGGACCAGCACCCCAUUGAUGGGUACCUGUCCCACACGGAGCUGGCCCCGCUGCGUGCCCCCCUGAUCCCCAUGGAGCACUGCACCACUCGCUUCUUCGAGGCCUGCGACCUGGACAACGACAAGUACAUCGCCCUGGAGGAGUGGGCCAGCUGCUUUGGCAUCAAGGAGAAGGACAUAGACAAGGAUCUCGUGAUCUAAACGCUCACCUUCCUGCUCUGCUGCCAACUUUGUCAUGUUUUAACCUUCCCACUUCCUUUGGUUUUUAAACUGCUUUUGUUUUGUUUUGUUUUGUUUUUCCCUGGGAACAAGGUGCUAAUAUAGGUCUAAACAUAUGUAGUAACGGUGCUAAGAGAAAUAACAGUCCUCAUUCAUAGCCUUAUCUAUCACCACUAGAUUACUCACCCAGCUGUUUCCACACGCUCUCACCAGCCUUUUCUCUCUCCUGCGUCUUCACUGCUGAUUGUUCCUGUGCUAAAUAUCUGCUCUGCCUCACCAUCCGCUCUCAGACUUCUCUGAACUUCUCGCUAGCAGCACGUUCCUGGGCACUCAGACACAAAACCCUCUCAGCUGAUUCACCACCCCAGGCGCAGAUGCCAGCGAGGGAAGGCAGAGACAGAGGAUGUAGGAGGAUUGGGUUCUCAAGCAGAGCAGCUGCAGGUGGCAUUGUGGCCACCCAGCUCGUGGUAGGAAGGAUGGAGAGGGGUGAGAAAGACAGAGAGUGGUAGGAUUUUGUUUUCCUUUUUUUUUUCCCCUCCCAUUCCCAGGGUUUAGCAGUUAUUGGGCACAGAAAAAAAAAUAUAAACUGAACAAGCAAAUAGGGAAGCGCACAGAAUUUAAAACAAAUAAGAUGAAAUUAUUCCCAUCCUGUAAAAUCCUCUUGAGUAAUAAAGGUUUGAAAGUGC
Molecule: messenger RNA, 1759 nt
Organism: Melozone crissalis (California towhee)
Lineage: Eukaryota; Metazoa; Chordata; Aves; Passeriformes; Passerellidae
Gene: SPARC
Product: secreted protein acidic and cysteine rich
Exons: 10
Coding region: 159-1055 (298 amino acids)
Biological process (GO): anatomical structure development
Molecular function (GO): protein binding; extracellular matrix binding; calcium ion binding
Source: RefSeq, a predicted model, not a curated record